Messenger RNA from Spirodela intermedia, 2507 nucleotides. Lineage: Eukaryota; Viridiplantae; Streptophyta; Magnoliopsida; Alismatales; Araceae. The record is from the annotation of a GenBank genome assembly.
AUGGUGUCGGGGCUUCAGGUGCUGGUGUACGGGGCGGGGGGGAUGGUGGUGGCAGGGGUGGCGCUGCUGGUGGCUUUCCAGGAGAGGCUGCUGUACGUGCCGGUGCUGCCGGGGCUGAGCAAGUCCUACCCCAUGACCCCCGCUCGCCUCCGUCUCAAGUACGAGGACGUCUGGCUCCGGGCCUCCGAUGGCGUCCGGCUUCACGCCUGGUUCAUCAGGCAAUCCUCCAAGCGCUCAGGUUAGGGUUUAUCCGGCACCAACGAUCCGUCCCUGCGCCCUUGUACUCUUCGGUUUUUCCCUGGUUUUAGCUCUCUGUAAUUCGUGCCACAAGAAAUAUGAUUGCCGUUGGUAUCCCGAAGCACUGAGAUGAGAUGUUUUUGUGUUUAACUUGUGUUGUUCUGCGACCCUCCGUUUCGUGCGUUGGGUUGGGGCUUUUUGUCCGGGGCAGAUUGUUUGCUCUUUGGAUGUGGAGAAGAAGAGUUGCUGGUCAGGCUGUUGCUAUAUCCCCUGCUCUACGAGGUUAAUUCUCUGUUAAUUCUUUGAUCUUGUAAGAUCAAGGGUUGCAUAUUGCUUGUUGGAAUGGAUCAUUCAUCCGUCUAGAACAUUUGUUCACAUCCUCGAUAAAAUUCCCUAUGAAUCAGAAGUCGAGUAGUCAAAUAUCUUAUGGUUCAGACACUCUGCUACCGUUGUCCUCGCUUUCUUGGUUUGCUUGCUUGACAUCGCUUUGAUUCUGGAACUCAUAUUGUGAGUAUGAUCCGUCUAGGCUUUGACAGAUUUAGCUGAACUUAUCCAACUCCUUCAUAAGAUGCGUUUUCCCCAUUUAGUUUAUUGUUCUCAUCAUUUCUGGAGAUUUUAUUUUAUGAUAUGAUCAAUCAAGUUCUCUUCCUUGGAAACGUCUGUUCUUCGAAUAGCGCUGCUCUAGCUGAUUUUGAGGAUCAGUCUCUAUCCGUAGAGUGAUAGCGACAUAUUUAUAUUGCAGGUCCAACAAUCCUCUUCUUCCAAGAGAAUGCCGGCAGUAUCCUGGGAGAUCAUUUCCUCAGAGUUCUUGUCGGAAAUGCAUGCUCAUGUUUUUCAGUUUCUGUGGACGACCCUACCUUAACUUGCAUCUGUAGACAUUGCGCACCGUCUCGAGUACAUUCGGAUCAUGAUAGCGAAGCUUCGCUGCAAUGUGUUCAUGCUGUCCUACAGGGGGUAUGGCGAUCGCCAGUAUCUCGGCAGCAGCUUAUUCCAUUCACAUAAACCAUGUUGUUCUACUCAUCUGAAAGUUUGCUCAUUGCAUUGUAGAUAUGGUGCCAGUGACGGAUACCCAUCUCAGCCGGGCAUUACAAGAGACGCCCAGGUGUGAAGUUUUCCCAAAAUUAUCCAAAAAUGGGACAGUUCAUCAGGCCCAGUAGCUUACUUAGUGCUUCCUGGUUUAGGCAGCAUUGGACCAUCUGCUACAGAGAGCUGACAUAGAUACGUCUAGAAUUGUCGUGUUUGGGCGAUCUCUUGGUGGCGCAGUCGGAUCAGUACUUGUGCGAGACAACCCCGAUAAGGUAUUUGAUCUGAUUCAUUUUCCUGUCACAGUACCUUGAGCCGAUUUGAGCUUAGAACACAAUUUUUUUUUAGAUGAGGAAUUUUUCUUCCUAUUAUUUUUCCUUUAUUAUGGACGAAUAAAUGUUCCAACAUUAUAGUUGAUCUGUUCCUCAGCUCCACAUCUCUCUCUCUCUCUCUCUCUCUCUCUCUCUCUCUCUCUCUCUCUCUCUCUCCCCUGAAGAACUUGAUGCACCCAAACAGCAUGAAAUCAUGGUGAAGUGAUGGACUCACUUGCAGGUUUCGGCGCUGAUACUGGAGAACACAUUCACCUCUGUUCCAGACAUGGCUGCAGUCGUGUUCCCUUUCCUAAAGUGGCUUAUCGGAGGCUCUGGGUCAAAGGGUCCGAGAAUUCUGAAUUACUUUGUGAGGUCACCCUGGAGCACCAUCGACGUCAUUGGACAGGUAAGAUUCCGACAUAGCUCUACGACUUUCUGACAAGAAGAUGCAUGCUUGACUUUCUGCAUUGGGCCUUGACUAUCAUGGAUUCUUUAGUGACAAUAAAACAUCUUCUGCCAUGAUUGAAUUGUCUUGAUUAGGAAAUCAUUGGAUCAUCUUACUUGGGAUUUUGCCUAAUUUAGAAGUUUUUUGGUGCGAAACCCGGGCUGCAGAUUGAGCCGCCGAUUCUGUUCAUCUCUGGGCUGCAAGACGAGCUGGUUCCUCCUUCCCACAUGCAAAUGCUCCACGCUGAGGCGACCAGAAAGGGCCGCCAGUGCACAUUCGUUGACUUCCCGGCCGGCAGGCACAUGGACACGUGGCUCUCUGGUGGCGACAGAUACUGGGUGGUGAUCCAACUGUUCUUGAGUCAACACGCUCCUGCAGAGGGCGAGCCCGCCCUGCAGCCGGAGGAUGGCAAUGAUGACGACGGUAUGGCCAUUCCUUUGUCAUUGUCAGUCCCAAUUGCUAUGAUUCUUGACUAUACUAAUAAUAUUUAG